GGAACAGUUACGCUUACAGUAUAUUUAUCCCUUAGAUCAUUAUCAUUCAGGGGUCAGAUCUACCCGUCAUGUAUCUACAAUAGUCUUCAGGCUAUCACAUCGGACCGGCGUCCGAUCGACCCGCGGCCAAGGAAAUCCCAACCCAAGCCCGAGGGUUUCACUUCCAAACACCCACUAGUCACCGCCACUCUAUCAAACAUAUACCUCGUGGCCCGACAGCCUCACCAUUCCUCUCCAAAAGUUUCUCUUCCUUCACGCAGACCUUAUCUACCAUCUUGCUUCCCAUCUUCAACAGAUGCGAGUCUGAUAAUCCCUCUGCGCGACCAGUAGGUUGUUGCAAACCCCCAUCGUCGCCUUUAUCGCCGCCACCGACGCUGCGCUUUCCCCGCAAUCAGUCGAUAACAAAGCCGAGAGCGUGCGUCACGUCGCGCGAACCGCCACCAACCAUGCAUCCCCUACGGCUUCUCUUCUUUUUCGUAUUCGGCAUCUUCAGUUUCGUCAUCUUACUCGGUAUCGGCCAGUCGCCAUCGGAAGACGAUUCCGAAGAUGACCAGCAGAGAAAUCCUGGCCCAUCGUUCGACUGGCGCGCGCCUUCGUCGUCAUUGUUCCCACCAUCCGCCGUCAUCAGUCUGACCGAUGACAACUCCACCUUCUUCCUGGCCCGACCUGCAGCGUUUGGCCCGUUGUUGCCCACCAAGAGCUUGAGUGGUCAGUUAUGGAUCGGAAGUGGAUUCGGUGAUGAUCAACGGCCAGGGCGAGGAGGAGGCGGCUUCAGCGCCGGUGCCGAGGGAGAAUUAGGUUGCAGCGAUGUUCCUGGCUGGUACGACGGGGACUAUCUGCCUCGCAUCAGCAGCAACAGUGGGAAACGCACAGGCGCAGAUAUCUGGAAGACAAGUUCAAGUCCACGGAUUGCGGGCAGUGCUGGAUCAAGGAAGCAAUCGACGCCUGGGAGCGAUGCCGACUCAGAACUUGACGAUCGGUCAACGACACCAGCCGAGAGAGAUGGUACAGACGACCAUCUCCAUCAUCCUUUGCCCGCUUCUGGUGGCAUCAAGACCAACGGCGAGUCCCUGCGCGGAAGCAGCAUAAAGACGACGCACGCAGACAUUCAAUCACUACAGGAGAGCGCCGAAAUCGCUGGCAAGAUCGUAUUGCUGAGCAGAGGAGGUUGUGGAUUCUUGGAAAAGGUCAAAUGGGUACAGCGUCGAGGUGGCGUUGCUUUGAUCGUUGGUGAUGAUGUUCGCGGUGGUCAAUUGGUGACCAUGUAUGCGCGCGGCGACACCUCCAACGUCACCAUCCCUGCACUCUUCACCAGCCACACGACAGCGCAUCUGCUAUCAAGCUUGAUUCCCGCCGAAAAGGGUGUCCAGCCCGGCCGACAAGAACAAGCUGGGUCUAACAAACCUGAUGAAUUUGCGACAUCGGACUCCGCAGAGCGAAAAUCCGACACAAGCUCAAUCGAAGAUAUGACUGCGCUCGAAGUUCCUCAGAGUUGGUUCCGCAGUCUUUUUGGAUUGUCUCCUAGGAAGUCUCUGAGCUACGGCAGAAGACCACCCAGCAGCGGCUCGCGAGAGUGGAUCUACCCCAAUGGCAAGGAGGACAACCAAGGAGCAGGUGAUAGCGCACAAACUUCCACCGGAUCUUCGAAAGCGUCCCCUGCGCCUGCUGCGAAGAAAAUUGACGACGGCUUCGUGAUUGGAGUGCACGAUUGGAGAGACCCUGAUAUGGUUGCCCAGCAAUCAGAGGAUCGGCAGAGAUCAUCGGGCAGCGCUGCGGCUUCAACCGAGGCUCGCACGGUGCAAAACAGUGCGCGCAUCGCAAAGGAUGGUAGCAGCACUCCUGCAAGUGGUAUCUCGGAAUCAUCUGCAGGAAAAGGCGACGUCUCUGACGAGGCGACCCGGGAAUUUGAAAAUCAACGCGCAGGCGAGAGCUAUGGAUCAUCUCUCGGUCGACUGUUCCGACACUUCUUUUCUGAAAGUCAUCCGGACGUGUAUGACGUCGAUGUGAAGGAUUCUUCAGAUCAGCUACACGACAGCAGCUCAACCAAAGCACCGUCACGGCUGACGCAACACAAUCCCCACAUGGCCCAUGUAUCGCCUGCACAACAAGAUGAUGACGCUCAACCUCAGCUACCACCACAUCGCGAGGGUUUAUGGAUCACCCUUUCUCCGACCACAAUGUCCUCCUCACCUUUCUUUGAUACCCUUCUCGUGCUUGUUGUCUCGCCGCUUGUGACCUUGACGGUCGUGUAUGCAUUACUUCUACUGCGUGCUCGAAUCCGCCGACGCCGCUGGCGAGCACCCAAAUCGGUUGUCGAGCAAUUGCCCGUGAGGACAUAUCACACCAUCCCUCCGAGCACGGCGAACACAUCGCCCACCGCUUCCGUCAUCCUUUCACCUCAUCCUGAGGCUAACGAUGAUUUGAUUGCUAAUGCCGAAACACCCUUAUUACGAUCUUCCACUUCUUCAUUGAGAAGCAUCAAUUCCACUUCAUCUCAAAACCAUCAUCACCACCAGCAUGCCCGAACGGCGCCCGGCGAGUCAACCACCGACCAGGAGCACGCCGAAGGAGGCGAAUCACCCACAUCACCGCUCCUACGUUCAACAUCCGCAUCUAUCCCGACUGCAUCAAGACCAGGACAGGAACGACCCGCGCUCGCAUCUUCCUCAAACACCACCUCCAGCGCCGCGGCCCUCGCCGAAUGGCGGCGUCGCUACGGCGGCAAGCAGCGCGAAUGCGUCGUCUGCCUAGAAGAAUAUAUCGACGGCGUCAGCCGCGUGAUGAGUUUACCCUGCGGUCACGAAUUCCACGUGGAAUGCAUUACUCCUUGGCUCACCACUCGCCGCCGCACCUGUCCAAUCUGCAAAGGAGACGUCGUUCGCUCCCUCGCCUCCUCAUCCCUCUCGCCCAAAUCACCGCCACCACCCCCAUCCUCCUCCGCCACUUUCUCCGCUGCUCUCCCGCCUCCUCGGCGACGGAGACCCUCCUCUCCUCCAUCUGCGACUAUCAUGCCGGCGCAGUCCCAGCACUCCUUAACAAGUCGGCGCGACAACCCGGGCCACGACAGAGUCGUCGAAACGGAACUCGAAGACCGCAAUGCGUUCGUCCUUUCAAACCACAAUCAUCGCGAUGAAGAUUUAAAUCCUACAUCAUCUUCAUCUGCGACGGCUUCAACGAGAGCCGCAGCGCCGGUUCGACCAUCGACGACGGCCGAGCCUCGAAGAACGGUUCUCCUCAGCCGCGAUUUCGAAGCGGAUGAGGAUCUUGAGCGAGGGAGUGCUGCCGUCAUUGGUAUCACGGGGCAGGAAGAUGCGGGGAGGAGCGAGAGUCAGCGCAGGAAAAGUCGUUGACUGAUGCAUGAAAUGUAAAAGGAAAUGAAUAUCGGAAUGGAGUUUGAUUAGGGUUUUGGGCCGGUGCGAUUUUGUUCGAGGUCCUCGGCGGGGAUUGUCAUUCUGGCUCUGCGUUUGUGCUUUGGCGGUAAUUAUGACCCUUCAAAUUUUUUGCUCUGCUGAGGUCUUUGGGAAUUCUUCCUCUGAUUCUUAUGGUUUGUAUGAAUGAAGGAAUGAAUUUGAAUCAAAUCGAAUUGGACGAUUUCGACGUGUGUGUAUAUGCGUGGCGCGGACACCCCGAAUACAGAUUUUGCCCGU
Messenger RNA from Dissoconium aciculare CBS 342.82, 3647 nucleotides. RefSeq lists its product as uncharacterized. Bases 447 to 3350 code for a protein of 967 amino acids. The transcript has 2 exons. The record is from RefSeq and is a predicted model, not a curated record. Lineage: Eukaryota; Fungi; Ascomycota; Dothideomycetes; Mycosphaerellales; Dissoconiaceae.